Molecule: messenger RNA, 1029 nt
Organism: Microthlaspi erraticum
Lineage: Eukaryota; Viridiplantae; Streptophyta; Magnoliopsida; Brassicales; Brassicaceae
Source: the annotation of a GenBank genome assembly
AUGAGGAAACCAACUAUAGAAGGUCAGCUCUUUUAUGUUGAGGAAAUGGAUCAGUUGGCAGAUGAGCUUUUAGAAGAGUUAUCAACAGAGGAUCCCUACAAACUCGAUCGAGUCGAGCUCGAACAAACGAACUCGAUCGAGCUGGGGACUGAAUGCAAGGAGCAAGCUCAAGGAGAUUGGUCUGAGCUCAAGGCGCCUAAAGUCGACCUCAAACCUUUGCCUGAGGGCCUCAGGUAUGCAUUUCUGGGUGAAAACUCAACUUACCCUGUCAUUGUGAACUCUGAUUUGGAACCUGAACAGUUGAGUGCUUUGCUUGUUGAAUUGAGGAAGUACAGAAAGGCAAUAGGUUACACUCUAGAUGAUAUCAAGGGGAUCUCCCCUGACCUAUGCAUCCAUAGGAUUCAUCUAGAGGAUGAAAGUAAGUCAAGCAUUGAACCUCAAAGGAGAUUGAACCCCAAUCUAAAGGAAGUAGUGAAGAAAGAGAUACUCAAGUUGCUUGAUGCUGGGAUAAUCUAUCCCAUCAGUGAUAGCACUUGGAUAUCUCCAGUUCAUUGCGUCCCAAAGAAAGGGGGGAUCACUGUCAUUAAAAAUGACAAAGAGGAGCUGAUUCCCACUAGAACAAUAGUGGGGCAUCGCAUGUGUAUUGACUAUAGGAAGUUAAAUUCAGCAUCUAGAAAGGAUCAUUUCCCUCUCCCUUUCAUUGAUCAGAUGUUAGAAAGAUUGGCAAACCACCCUUUUUAUUGUUUUCUUGAUGGCUACAGUGGUUUCUUCCAAAUCCCGAUCCACCCUAAUGAUCAGGAGAAGACCACUUUCACAUGCCCUUAUGGCACCUUUGCUUAUCGAAGGAUGCCAUUUGGGCUGUGCAAUGCCCCAGCUACUUUCCAGAGGUGCAUGACCUCCAUUUUUUCAGAUCUGAUAGAGGAGAUGGUAGAAGUCUUCAUGGACGAUUUCUCAGUCUAUGGAGCAUCCUUCUCCUCAUGUUUGUCUAACUUGUGCAGGGUGUUGCAGAGGUGUGAGGAGACAAUCUAG